AUGUCUAGGCAACCUCCUCUCGUUAUUGACAAUGGUACAGGUUACACUAAGAUGGGUUUCGCUGGUAACUCUGAACCAUCUUUUGUAUUCCCAACCGUAAUCGCUACUCAUCAAUCAGCUUCAUCCGGAUCAUCAAAUGCUUCUGCCGGCUCAGGCGCAAGAGCACCGCCUCCCAUCGCUGGUAAACCAAGCCAUCUGGCAAGUAAAAGGGGCAUAGAGGAUUUGGACUUCUUCAUUGGAGAUGAAGCUGUUGCUAAUUCAAAGACGUACUCCCUUCAUUACCCAAUUAGACAUGGUCAGAUCGAAAAUUGGGAUCACAUGGAGCGUUUCUGGGAACAAUGCAUCUUCAAGUAUCUCCGUGCGGAACCAGAGGAUCAUUACGUUUUGCUCACCGAACCUCCCCUUAAUCCCCCUGAGAACCGAGAAAACACCGCCGAGAUCAUGUUUGAGUCGUUCAACGUGCAAGGACUAUACAUUGCCGUUCAAGCUGUCCUCGCUCUCGCUGCAUCUUGGACUUCAUCAAAAGUAAACGAGCGAACUUUGACUGGUGUUGUCAUUGAUUCUGGUGAUGGUGUGACUCAUACCAUCCCCGUCGCCGAAGGUUAUGUAAUUGGCUCUUCGAUCAAACACAUUCCCAUCGCUGGUAGAGACAUCACCUAUUUCGUCCAACAGCUAUUGCGUGAUCGAGGAGAAACUGCUCAAAUUCCACCAGAGGAUCAAUUGAGAGUCGCUGAGAAAAUCAAGGAGGAUUACACCUAUGUCUGUCAGGAUAUCGUGAAGGAGUUCAAGAAGUACGACGCGGAUCCCUAUAAAUACUUUGCUAGAUUUGCAGGAGAACACAGCGUGACUGGCCGAAAAUACGACCUUGACGUUGGUUAUGAGCGAUUCCUUGCACCAGAAAUUUUCUUCAACCCCGAAAUCUACUCUUCCGACUUCCUUACCCCUCUUCCCGAAGUCGUCGACACUGUCAUCCAAACCUCACCUAUCGAUGUAAGACGAGGGCUGUACAAGAACAUAGUGUUGAGUGGAGGAUCUACCAUGUUCAAGGAUUUCGGUAAGAGGUUGCAGCGGGACGUGAAAGCUAUUGUAGAUGGAAGAAUUGCAGGAAGCGAGGAGAGAUCCGGAAGUCAUCUUAAAUCAAGCGGAGUAGAGGUCAAUGUCAUCUCCCACAAACGACAAAGAUACGCUGUCUGGUAUGGAGGUAGUUUGAUGGCUUCCACGCCUGAAUUUUACAAUGUCUCGCACUCCAGAGUAGAUUAUGAGGAAUAUGGUCCUUCUCUCGUUCGACGAUUCUCAGUGUUUGGCAGUGCAGUAUAA
Kwoniella shivajii is the source of this 1317-nucleotide messenger RNA. RefSeq lists its product as uncharacterized. Gene Ontology annotation, biological process: Arp2/3 complex-mediated actin nucleation. Gene Ontology annotation, molecular function: actin filament binding. Bases 1 to 1317 code for a protein of 438 amino acids. Gene Ontology annotation, cellular component: Arp2/3 protein complex; actin cortical patch. NCBI's taxonomy places the organism in Eukaryota, Fungi, Basidiomycota, Tremellomycetes, Tremellales, Cryptococcaceae. The record is from RefSeq and is a predicted model, not a curated record. The transcript has 11 exons.